AUGGCAGAAGGCAGUAGAGAGAAGGAGCGAGGGCAAGGAGGCGCAGCGACGAGCACGACCGGCGGAGCACUUCGAGGAUUAGCUCGAUCUCUCUCUCUGCGACCCAGAAAAGCCGCUUCUCCGCAGCUGCUACCAAAUGGCAGUAUAGCGACGGAGGCGGUGACUUCAGGCAAAGGCAGUCUGGACACCAACACCGCCAAUGCUUUCACUAAUAGCAACAGCACCAUCGGACCCAGCUCUCCCUCCACCUCGGCAGGCUUCGCAGGGCUAGGCUUCGCCACGCUCCAAUCACCUACUCGCAAAUCUUCUCGAUCGGAGCGUAGACCUGCGCAUCAGCUUUUCGACGACAGCAUCUCCUCUUCUCCUGGUGGACGUGGGGCAGCUGUGGGACACUCGGAUGGAGCGGUGGUAGAGUGGGGAAGGCCACCGGUCCAGACGGACACCUCGCUGAGGGAUGUGCAGGUCGUAGGCUUGGCGAUGGACAAUAGCAAAAGUGCAUCGAACAGCUCUUCGACACCUCUGAGAUCAGUGCCAUCUAUCAGCAGCGUAGGUGCUGGGCAGCGAUUGGGUCGCAACAGGGAUGCAUCAGGAGGUACGAUCGGUCCGAGCAGAGGAGCUUCUUCCAAAUUCACCACCCUGCGAGAUGCGCCUCUCAGCUCGAGCGAUCCAGCUUUGGAGACGGGUCUGCACGAUAAAAGAGGCAAAGGAGUCGAUCGAGCGAAUGCGAGCGCACCAGCUGGUCUCGCUCCUCCUAACGAGGGACCAGGCAACAGCACCUCCUCAUCUAGUGGUGGCUCCUCGCUCGUAAAGAAGUUGUCCCUGAGGCGAAAGCCGCAGCCUCGGCCUGACCUCCCUUUGACUUCACAAGCCGACAAUGAGGACAAGGCUCUACCCUCCAUCACACCUUCCCCUUAUCAUCUGACAGCUCCCUUUGGAAGAAGAUCAUUCGACUCUCUGGUCUCGAUUACUGGAACGCAAGCUGAUAUGGCCCCUUCGUACACUCAGGGAACGGCAAGCGCGGAGCCCAUACAUCAGAAAGGUCACGCGCGUCGCAAGACUGCAACCGACCGACAGGCCCUAGAUUCUCCGAGUGGCGCAGUGGCCUACUCUCCUUCUUCCUCCCGAGGUCUCAUCUCCUCAACGACGCGAGGUAGACCAGCGAGAGAAGGCUCGGCUGUCCCCACAUCUUCCGCUUAUCCAACCGGGUAUUGGGCUCCUCCACCCUAUGCGUAUGCUACGGCCCAGAAUGAUGGCGAACAUGGAAUCAGCUUGGGGGAUGAAAUGGAUGCUAUGUUGAGUUCAGAAGCGAGAGAGAGGAGGGAAGCGCUCAGGGGCCAUUCGCCCCCUUUCUUUGCAGUCAGAAGGGGAUGGCGCAAGGGAAUUUAUACGGAAGAGGACGAAGCAUCGAGGCAGACCCAGAAUUUCCCUGGACCGAUAGUGAAGCGGUUCGAGAGUGCCGACGAGGCUGUCGCGUUCGUAUGCGCGCCCACCAAUCCUUCGAAGCCCAGCUUCACACGUAGAGAUUCCUCUGACUCGAUUUUGCCUCGACCGGUAGCUGCUCCUGCGCUGCUGGCGACGGUACGAACUAGCACGCUGGGCCGAUCGCGGUCCUUGGCCAGCUCGACUACUUCGGGCCGUUCAUUUGGCGCGCGUAGAGGUGCAGCAAUGGGCUACUUGGAUGAGCCGAGUCGGACAUCGCCUUCUUCCACCAGCGGACAGUCGUUCUCGUUCGAAAACGAGGCUACGCAGGCGGGCGGACCAGAUUCUUCGAAGAUGGCACGGUCUGGCAGCAAUCGACCUGCGUCGAGAAAGGGAGCGGAGAACGCAAUGCCCUCUGUGAACGAGGACGGGACAGACCAUACCCCCAGCUUGAGCGCGCCUGGCGCAAAGACCGGAAGCUCGAUGAACCAUCGUCCUGCGCCUUUCGACUUCUCUACGACGACCUCGCACAGUGUCGUCAAGGAUCGCGCUUCCCCUUCGCUAGCCUACUUUGCCAUGGCCUCUUCGCCGCUUACAGCGAAUGCUGCUGCCCUAGGUGCAGAAGCCUUCGGCCGAGCGGCUUCUCCCGGCGGACUCGCCAGCGAAAGCCACGCGCAAGCGCACAUCAGCCCCUUGAUCCUAGCGGAGCGUCCAACAACCCCGGCGAAACUGCCCAGAAUGGCAAAUGGCGGUGCUGUCUUCGUCAUCGAGGAUGUGACCAAUUUGGAACGAUCUUUGGCUUUCUACUCUGCCAUGUUUGGAGCGAAUCUCGCUCAGAAGCAUGCCAGCGCUCUCGUGCUUCGAGUGGGUUCGCAGGAGCAUGCUGCUUCGCCCACCACACGCAUCUUGCUGCGCGUCCGCGCACAAAGUCCAUUUGAGGAUCGGGUAGAGAAGCAUGAGCACGAGGUGUCUGAAUCUUUCGCGAGCAGCGGAACGGAAUAUCCACCAGUCGUCCAUCGACCUACCGCGCCCAGAGUUGCCCUCUUGAUAGAGUUCGAAGCGCAAUCCUUGCGCGAAGUACACGCAGGCAUCUCAGACCGAUUGAUCAGCGCUAAAGCCAAGCAAGGUCACUGGAAGUACUGCGCCGUGACGCCGAUAGUAGACACUAUCUUUGGUACGCGAGAAGCUCGUUUGACUGGACCAGAUGGCGAGACUUGGAUUCUAAGCUCGCCGAUCGCCUAA
Ceraceosorus guamensis is the source of this 2661-nucleotide messenger RNA. RefSeq lists its product as hypothetical. Lineage: Eukaryota; Fungi; Basidiomycota; Exobasidiomycetes; Ceraceosorales; Ceraceosoraceae. Bases 1 to 2661 code for a protein of 886 amino acids. The transcript is spliced from 4 exons. The record is from RefSeq and is a predicted model, not a curated record.